GUGGGAUCUGAGAGCUUGGACAGGUGUGUCCAGGUGUGUCCAGGUGUGCUCAGGUGUGUCCAGGUGGGAUUUGAGGGCUGGGACAGGUGGGAUUUACCUGUACAGGUGUGCCCAGGUGUGCUCAGGUGUGUCCAGGUGGGGUCUGAGAGCUUGGACAGGUGUGUUCAGGUGUGUCCAGGUGUGCUUGGGUGUGUCCAGGUGGGGCCAGGUGGGAUUUGAGGGCUGGGACAGGUGGGAUUUACCUGUCCAGGUGUGUCCAUGUGGGGCCAGGUGGGAUUUGAGGGCUGGGACAGGUGGGAUUUACCUGUCCAGGUGUGUCCAGGUGUGUCCAGGUGUGUCCAGGUGGGAUUUGAGGGCUGGGACAGGUGGGAUUUACCUGUACAGGUGUGCUCAGGUGUGCUCAGGUGUGUCCAGGUGGGGUCUGAGAGUUUGGACAGGUGUGUUCAGGUGUGUCCAGGUGUCCCCAGGUGUGUCCAGGUGUGUCCAGGUGGGAUUUGAGCGCUGGGACAGGUGGGAUUUACCUGUCCAGGUGUGUCCAGGUGUGUCCAGGUGGGGCCAGGUGGGGUCUGAGAGCUUGGACAGGUGUGUCCAGGUGUGCUCGGGUGUGUCCAGGUGGGAUUUGAGGGCUGGGACAGGUGGGAUUUACCUGUCCAGGUGUGUCCAGGUGUGCUCAGGUGUGUCCAGGUGGGGUCUGAGAGCUUGGACAGGUGUGUCCAGGUGUGCUCAGGUGUGUUUGGGUGUCCCCAGGUGUGUCCAGGUGUGUCCAGGUGUGUCCAGGUGGGAUUUGAGGGCUGGGACAGGUGGGAUUUACCUGUCCAGGUGUCCCCAGGUGUGCUCAGGUGUGUUUGGGUGUCCCCAGGUGUCCCCAGGUGUCCCCAGGUGUGCUCAGGUGGGAUUUCGGGGUGUUCUGGGCUGGAAUUUCGGGGGGAGGGGUUUAACCCUUUCCGUUCCUUCUCUCUCUCCGCUGCCUCCCAAGGAGCCCGGGUAAGUCCCGCCCCCAAAAUUCCCAUUUUUUACCCCAAAAUUCCCCUU
Messenger RNA from Cyanistes caeruleus (blue tit), 1032 nucleotides. The record is from RefSeq and is a predicted model, not a curated record. NCBI's taxonomy places the organism in Eukaryota, Metazoa, Chordata, Aves, Passeriformes, Paridae.